AUGUCUUGUCGCUUCUGGGGCUUGCCGAUGAAGCCCCUCGACGAUCAAGGUCCUGCAUUGGCACAGGAUCUACUCACACACUUUGUUGCCGAGGUCAAUUCUUGUUUGAUUCAAGAGGAGGUGAUAGAGAGGGAGAGGGUUUCGAUCUUGCCCGAAUACGCUCUACCGUUAAAGGGGAAGCGGCUUAUCGAGCACUAUGUGAGGAGACACAGAGUAGGUUUGUCGAGAUGCAAGAAGGAGGCUGAUAAAGAGGCUCUACAACAACGAGUUAAGGAUCUACUCGAGGAUGAGAUACAUUCUAGGAUGCUACGUUCGAAGAAGGCUGAUCAUCAUGAUCAUGAACCACUACGUAAUAUGAUUACUCUUAUCUUUAAGGAGCCUAUCUGUAUACAAGGUAAUGGUUUUGUGACUAAUCGGAGGACUCCUCCUAUCGAACAUGGGAUGGGGUUUCAUCCACCAUCCAGGAGGAAGGCAUCGAGGAAGCCUCCUGGUGGUAACAGUAGGAGGGCAUCCUAUGGUGGUGGGAUUAUCGAGUAUCGUGGACCGACUAGAGCUGAAGGACGGAGGUCAUUGGGCUCGGAUGAUGGGGCAGUAGUAGUAGCAUCACCCGAGUCAUCACCCCAGGAUCAUCCUCCUCCUCAUCAUGGACAGCAGGAGGAGCAAGCAUUAACCCCACCACCAUCUAGUGCUCCUCUUGUUACCAGUAGGGUCUUGCUUCCUGGCUUCAACCUCAAUGCAUCGACUCGAGGCAAAGCCCAGGACGUUGUUAUUACUCCUAGAUCUAGAGAUGGAGGUCUGUCGGCUCCUGGAUGGAUAUGUGAUCCCGAUCGCUACCUCUCGCGGGAUGAGAUGGAUUUCCUCGAUAAGGAGUUGAGGAAGGACUUUGCUGUAGAAAGCGUGUGUGGGCCUUAUCAAGUAGCUGUGGCCAUCAGUAGGAAUACAUGGCCAGUAGGAGGUGUUGAGAGGUUUGCUAGGAAUAUCCAUAACGCUUGGGGUGUUGGUCAUGCUCCCUGUGAUAGUGGGAUAGUUAUGGCCUUGGAUAUCGGCAAUCGUGAAAUGUUCAUCAGUAUGGGUAAAGCCGCCAAUGAACGCAUGUCCACCACUAGUGCUUCUGCUGUCAUUGAUCAUAUGCGGUCCUUUUUAAGAGAGUUCAAGUAUGCUCAAGGUGUUUAUGAAGGGCUCACACUUAUACGACAAGUCAUCGAUACCGGGAAGCAAUUGAGCGGUAAUAAGAAGACUGAUGAGACCACUGAAGCAGCACCUCUCACUGGACAAGAAUGUGAACUCCUGAGAUGUGGUCAUAAGUUCCAUAAGGCAUGCCUUCAAGAAUGGCAGGAGCAAGGCAUUCAUCGGGACCCUAUUAUCCAGGAUAUGAAUAUGGUCCGUUGUGGGAUUUCCAGAUGA
Molecule: messenger RNA, 1404 nt
Organism: Perkinsus marinus ATCC 50983
Lineage: Eukaryota; Perkinsozoa; Perkinsida; Perkinsidae
Exons: 11
Coding region: 1-1404 (467 amino acids)
Source: RefSeq, a predicted model, not a curated record